CUUCUUUGAUUCUUCUAUUCUAGUGAACUGUUGCUUUUGAUAUCUCUGUUGCUUGGUAUCUGUGUUGUUUCACAUCUACACUUGCUGCAUCUUGAUCUGGUGCCAUCUCCAGGUUCCAUCAAACUAGACUCUCGGGCCCCGCGUCGAUCUCUCCUUCACCUCCCUUUUCCUUUUUCUUUCCUCUGAUCUUCUAUCAAUCAUCGAAUCUUCAUCAUGAACUGGCUCAAGUCGACUCUCUCCGCCGUGGUGGGCACCGAGGAGCCUAUCUAUGGCCCCGAGGCCAUCCAGUCUGUUGCGCAGCAGACUGAGACUACUCCUUAUUCCGAGGUGAACAAGGGAUCUUUUGCGCUGGCGCGCAUAUUCCUACACCAAUGUCGAGACCCAGACCUUCUACAUCAUGGCAGACAACGGGACAGUGGUCUUCGUCCAGGUGAUCUACAGCAACAUUGUUUCAACGUGAAGAUUUUCGACCUCAGCGGAAAGGGCGACAACAAGUGGUUCUCCGACCCUCUCCACAACUUCAUGUUUGACGAGCACAUGCUCUCUUUCGGUGCCGACAACCUGUCCCUGACCCUCAACGAGGAGGGCAACGCCUACCACAUCAAGUCCACUGUCAACGAUGGCAGCAUUGUGGAUCUCAAGUUCACCCAAUCCGCACCUGGUUUCGUCGUCGGCAAGGAUGGUACUUCAUACUUCGGAACUGACCCCAAGAACCCCUGGGGCUCCAUGCGCCAUGCCUUCUGGCCCCGCUGUACUGUCGAGGGUAACAUCGCCACCAAGGAUCAGACCUACGAUCUGGCCGGUCGUGGUGUGUUCAUCAUGGCUCUGCAGGGCAUGAAGCCUCAUCACGCAGCUGCCCGCUGGAACUUCAUUAACUUCCAGACCCCCACCUAUUCCGCCAUCAUGAUGGAGUACACCACCCCUCCUUCUUAUGGCUCCACCAAGGUCAACGUUGGCGGUAUUGUCAAGGACGGUAAGAUCAUCUACGCCGGCACCACCAACGUCGUUACCCACACAGAGGUCGGUCAGGACGAGGGCAGUGAUUGGCCCGCGCCCAAGGCGAUCAAGUGGGAGUGGAGCGGCAAGACAACCGACGACAAGGAGUUCACAGCCGAAGUGGACGGCCCUCUCGGCCCCCGCCUUGACCGUAUCGACGUUAUGGCCGAGGUGCCAGGCUUUAUCAAGAGCAUUGCUGGCAGUGUUGCCGGUACCCGGCCUUACAUCUUCCAGUACUCCCCCCAGGAGAAACUCUCAUUGAAGCUGAAGCUCGGCGACGAGGAGAUCACCGAGGAGGGAACCAUGUUCUCGGAGUCGACCUUCAUCUCGUAAAGGCCCGAUCCAACUCGCGUACAUAAGACAUGAUCUCCCUGUGAGGUCUUGUUGGCGUUCAUUGUUGAUGAUUUCGUGAUGCUACAUUAUGUCCCGGGAUUCGGCUUAGCUGUUUCUCCUUUGUGCGGACCAGAUAAUCCACAGACUGUAUACAGGAUACCUAAUGCUAUUGACCAUAUUCUGAAUAAUCUUACUUGUAAGCCUGUAUAGG
Messenger RNA from Penicillium canescens, 1540 nucleotides. RefSeq names its product survival factor 1 family protein. Gene Ontology annotation, cellular component: cytoplasm. The record is from RefSeq and is a predicted model, not a curated record. NCBI's taxonomy places the organism in Eukaryota, Fungi, Ascomycota, Eurotiomycetes, Eurotiales, Aspergillaceae. Gene Ontology annotation, biological process: response to oxidative stress. The transcript is spliced from 5 exons. The coding region runs from base 214 to 1329 and encodes 371 amino acids.